CAUCAUGUGGUGGGCUUUCCCCGUUCACGCAAGGCAUUGUGGGAUACAAAUUUGAAACAGGAGGGAACAAUGGCCGACAUGAGUGUGCGAAUGAACCGUGAAAGACCAACCACAGUAACAGAAAGCGAGAAGAAAAACAUUAUGUUGUGAAGGAAAGGAAACAGGACCAAACUAAUAAAUAUCGGCAGUCAGCGAGCACCUCGGUGUGAUCAGCUGUUUGUUUAGCAACAGAAUGAGUGCACGGUCAAGGUAAACCUGUAGAUGGGAGUAAUGCAACACCGGAUACCAGCUGCCAUAAAACCUGAAAGAUGAAGAAGACGACGAUAACUCAGGGAAUGACCCAUUCGGCUGAAGUCUUUCAACAUUCAUCAUUUACACAACACAUACCAGGAAAAUGAUAAUGGAAAUAUUUGUUUCUCAUCUUGAAUAAGUGCUUUCAAAAUCAGUGCAAUUAAAAUCCAUAGGUAAAUUAGCUCUGUAAAGUCAAAAUAAAAAUAAAAUUUAAGAGUAGAGGCAUUGAUUGAUUUCUAUUUCCAAUAUGACAGAGAACCUAUAUGAGAUCAAUGACCUAACUAAUGGCAGUAGCAGUUUAACUGUCACAAGAUCUGGUUAUGCUGUACAUAGUACAACCUCAUUACAACCAUCACCAGUGUCUCCACAUGUUAACCAAAAGUAUAUGCUAUCCCCUACUACUCCACAAAAUGAACUUUCGCCGCUACUUGACAUACCACAUGAUGAAGGAUCAUGGGAACAUAAUCAACUUGAGAAGUCUGCGUCUUCCAUGUUAACUGAGACUAUGAAUUCCCAUGUUGUCUACCCCUUCAAUGAAUCUUUACAUGGACUAGAUUCAUUUUCCAAGGCCUUUCCUAUAAAAAAUCCCAAUACUGCUUUUGUUAACACUGUAAGUGACAAGAGUUCAGAAGACAAUCAAGUGUCAGAGAUUUUGCUGUCACCCCAGAGAGGAACACCUUCAAGUGGGUCAGAUAGAGAGCCCUUUAGUCCUGUAACCAUGCAGAGUCGGUCACAGCAGUGCCAUAAUCAGCUAAUGCAUCAUCCAGUAGAGACCCAAAAUAUGUCUCAUAAUCCUUACCAAAGCCACCAGCAAUAUUAUGGAUAUCAACAUCACAAACCACAUCUGAGAGAGAACAAUUCGAUGCCAGUAUACAAAGGACCCUUCUAUAAGUCUCCGAGCCAAUAUCUUCUUCUUCAGCAAGGAAAUCAAAUCCAUCAGCAGCAGCUUGCAUCUUAUUCAUUAGGCCAGCAAAAGCAACAAAUAUUAUUAGAUUCUCAGGAGAGCCAUGAGUCUGUUGGAUCACCAACUGAUAGCUACACUGAGGACUAUAAAGCAUCUGAGCAAAGAGUUUUCCAGGCUGGUCUACACACAUCCCAUUUCCAGGGGUCACAGAAUUUUCACUCAUUUUCCCACCAGAGUGAUCUCUACCAGCACCAGCAGCCUAAUGAACUAUCACACUCGUUCCCUUUUAAACAAAAUCCUUCUUUUGAAGAUCACUUGGGAUCAGGUGACAUUAUGCCAGGGUUUUCCAAUCCAAAGGAAGAGGUUUAUAUGGAUUUAAACUACCACCACAAACAGGAGGAUUUCUAUAGUUCCCAUUAUGAAAGUGUGGGGUCAGGGUUCAAUCAAACUGCUCAGCCACCAGCUCUGAGAGGAGGAGUACUUCAUCAUCUUAACUCUUACAGGCUGCCAUGUGGACAGAUGCACUCAUCAGAUAUUCAAGAGGACCAACUUUUACCCUAUUACAGGACGGAAGUACUUCGGGCUGAAGGGGCAAAAACAAACCUGAAAUGCAUUUUAUGUCACCGGGAGUUUAAGAGCUUGCCAGCUCUUAAUGGCCACAUGCGUUCCCAUGGAGGAUUCAAGACACAUCCCUCAACACUCAAAUCUGUUUCCUUACAGACUGAUGAACAAAUUCAGCUAUCUAAAGAAAUAAUUCCAAGUGACUCCAUAGUGUUCCCUGUGUCUGUUCCUGUGAAGGAUUACCCACUUCCCUCCAGGCUUCCAAAUAACUUUUCUAACCACCUGAGACAAAAGGAUUUGGAUGAUUCAGAUGAGAGUCCUCCACAGCGACAAAAGGUAAAAAGUUCAGUAGGAUCUGGAGAAUGUGCAGCAAAGCCAGAGAAAAAGCGCUAUCGCCACUGCCUGGUGCCACUUAUAAUUUCUCCAUGUGGCGCUGGUCUUGAGUCCAGAGGGCCGGUGCUUUUCCAGAGCCAGCUGCGUUCACCAAGCAGCUGCGGAGAUGGCAUUCCAUACACACCUCCACCAAUGCUCAGCCCUGUACGUCCAGGCUCUGGCCUUUUCAAGUGUGUUAAUGCAGGGCACCCGUGCACUGAAGCACAAACUGUUCCACGAGUUCGCUUGUGCAAGGAUAGUGACAAAUAUGACUGCAAUGUGACAUUAGGUUCAGGGGAUAAAUCAAGUAGCAUUAAACCCCGGAUCAAUAUUGGUUGCAAUUUUCAAGCAGACAUUCCAGAUAUUCAGAGUCACUCUAAAGCGGCAGAGGACAUCCAUAAGGCUAAUCUUCUGUGGACACCCUGUUAUUUGGAUACCCCUGAGAAGCAGCAGAGAGUGGAUGAUCUUCUGAAGAUGGCAUGUUCCAGUGUGCUUCCGGGAGGAGGGACGAACACAGAAUACACACUUCACUGUCUUUUUGAGUGUAGUGGUGAUAUCAUGACAACUCUGGAGAAACUGCUUUCCCUGACAGCGCUGAAACAUGUAUCCAGCCUUCACACAAAUUACCAUUAUGCUGGGUCAGAUAAAUGGACUCUACAAGAAAAGAGACAACUGAACAAGGCCCUGUUAAUUCACAACAAAGAUUUUCACCUCAUUCAGAAAAUGGUGAAGACAAAGUCAGUAGCUCAGUGUGUCGAGUAUUACUACACUUGGAAGGAGAAGCUUCGACUGGGCAGGAGAUUUAGCACAGGUCCAGUAACUCCAGUCCAAGCGAAAGAGAAUAGGGGUCAGUUGAAGGAAGGCAAUACCAGACAACCUGGACAUGAAAUAAAGAACAAAACUCAAGCAGCGGAAUUUUCUGAACUGUCUGACAUCAGUGGCGCAUUUGUUUGUGAAGUACCCAGAUCUGGGCCUAUGUUUAAUGGGAAUGAAUGGAACCAAAGUAACAGAGGCAAGCUGUGUAAUUCCCCAGCUGAACAUAACAGACCCAAAUCAGCUCAGCACUUUGCUCCUGGCUCUGUAAAAAGGUCACCUUCAAACAGUUCAACAAGUGGAGACACUGACUCAAAUCUCAUCUUCCCCUGCACUGAAUGUGGAAAAGUGUUUCCUAAGGUGAAAAGCCGCAAUGCUCAUAUGAAGAGUCAUAGACAACCAGACGAUCCGCAGUUUUGGCAGUUUCAAAGGCUUCCUGAACAGGAAAACAAGACAGUGCAAUCUAUCAACCCAACAGCUAAUCUGCUUCCAACUACUACCCCUAACUCCUCGUUUUGUAUUUUGCAGCAAUAAUGGAGACAUAAAACCAUUAUGCAUUAACAAUGCAAAAGCACUGCAACAAGCAGACUGCCUCUUGCAGAACCAGAACCUUAAAGAGUAAUAUGGUGACCGCUGCUGAGCUGGACCAAACUAAAUGGAACUGAUGUUUAAUGAGUCAAGUGUCAAAAUUCUGGCCAAAAUACCAUGGUUCAGAGAGUUUUUGUAAAAUCUGUAUCUUAUUAAAUAAAUGUUUGAGGUUUAUUAAUAGCGAGAUGCCAUUUGUUGGUAUAAACAAUUAUUCUAGCUAUCAGAAUAUCUUUGUUAACCUCAAGAGAUGUACUGUAAAUAUAACUGGCCCAACAGGCAAAAUGUCAUUAUAAGAUACAUUCUAGGACUAGUGAUGUGUCAGGUCUUGUUGUGUAUAAAGUAUGUUUUAUGACCUGUAAAAAUAAAACAACUAAGUUUUAAA
Neoarius graeffei (lesser salmon catfish) is the source of this 3911-nucleotide messenger RNA. Its product is annotated as transcriptional-regulating factor 1. The record is from RefSeq and is a predicted model, not a curated record. Bases 539 to 3475 code for a protein of 978 amino acids. The transcript has 15 exons. Gene Ontology annotation, cellular component: transcription regulator complex; histone deacetylase complex. Gene Ontology annotation, molecular function: transcription corepressor activity. Gene Ontology annotation, biological process: negative regulation of DNA-templated transcription; regulation of transcription by RNA polymerase II. NCBI's taxonomy places the organism in Eukaryota, Metazoa, Chordata, Actinopteri, Siluriformes, Ariidae.